AUGAAGAUGAUGGACCAGAAUAUGGCUAGCCUAGCUGCUCUUGAGGUAGCUUCGCAUAUGCUUUAUGACAACACCGCUCUGCAUAUGGGCAACGUUCUUGAAAGUGAUGGGGACUUCAUUGCUGUUCCUUAUGGGAUUACAGGCAAAAUGGCAGACAGUUUGCCGCAAGAAUGGACAAGUCCGCCUGGUGGCGCUGUAAUCUCCAGUCAGGCACGGCCUCCUUUAGCUCUGCCACCGAGAGCUGUAAGCAAACCCAAGGAGGACACGGAAAAUAAUGCCAACGCAGCCCCGCCAAUGGCAAGCCAAUCAGACAAGAAAGACCUGCUAGUAAUUGAUACUUCUAGUGACAGGACGAUUACUUUGGGUGUAGUUACCGACCCUGUUCAUCCGAGGUCUGGAUACAGGGCAAGGAAGCAUCCACGCGAUGCUACUAGAAAACACGGGAAGCUGCAACGCAAUCAUGCUAGUUCGUUUGAUCUUCUCACUCCAUCAAUCCGUAGUUCAGUAGGGCCGGCUCGGAAAGCCAUCAGAAACUCGCUGUGGAGGCUGAAGCAGAAUUCAGGAUUGAAAUCAGUAGGCUAUGAAGGGCAUAUUCCAGAGGAGACCAAUGCUGAACUGAUCGGAAACAAGGCGGAAAAUAAUAACUGGAUGCUGGAUUCCGAGGAGCAGUCCAACACUCAGGGCGGCUUGGUCGUGCCAACACUGCACUCCAAAAGCUGUGCGCCUUCUUUCAGCUCUUUGAUCCAGCAAAAUUCUGAGGGCAAGCCGGCAGGGAAAGCAGUCUCGGUGGAAAACUCGUCUGACGAGUUAGCUCUGUCGAGGCAGACUUCAAAUGUGGAAAGUGAUGUUAAUCGCAGUACGAGGGACAUUACCCUAAGUGCUCAGUCCCAGGACGGAAAGUCGAUGACAAGACCCGCGGAAACACCUGAUGCUAAAAGGGUCUCGUGUAACGCCGGUGUGUGCCUUGCUUGUGGAAGUGACGUCCAAAUGCCUAAAUGUGCGCUCUGCAAGCAGUGUGGGCUACGAAGCUGGGAAGACGAUAGUCGUAAUGGGCCUUUAGACGAACUGAAAGCAUAUGCCCAAAGCUUUGCGAACAGUGUUAAGAAAAUUCUUCUGAAUUCUCCAAUUUCAGAGAUGAGCAGUGACAUUUUGCAUGGCUCCACUCCAGAAUGGAAGAGUGAAGAAAAUGCAAAGAGCACUACACUAGAGGAGAUCGUGCCUAAGAAGCAUGGGCCAGAAAUAGGACUGAACAGAUACAUGACGGAGAUCAACAUGGUCAGCCACGCAGAGCCCCGCUCGAAAAGUUUGCACAGUAAGAGUUUGUCUUACGAUGGGCGAGUCGGUUUAUCCAUGGAGGAAAAAGGUGUACAUUCGUCAGUGCAUUGGAUAAAUCACGACAGGAUCAAAACAUCUGACAGCUUGUCGAAGAUAGCUGAUUACAGGCAGUCGCGUGUAGAAGGAGAUAGCUCGUACGCUGGAAAAGAAGAAAAAGCGUUCCUAGUUUACGAGGGAGAUAGAAACAGAAUCAGCAAAGCUGAAAAACUAAAAACCAAAGUCUUUGUCAAGCAGCUAGCUCGUGUAGAAAGAGCCAGAACGGACGGUGAUCUUAGGACCAACAAUCUGCAGCCAACGAUGCCGAAUAAGAAACCAGCUAAGGACGAGUCUAAAAAAGGUUUUGAGUUCCAGCGAAAUAGAAGUAAAACUUUCCACGAACUAGAAGCAGAUUUUGAAGACGAGGACAGCUGUUCUCCACAGCGUGAGAUCGUAACGGAUAUUAAUAUCUGCAGGCUGAAAGUCAUUCACGAGGGAAGCCCAGUGGACCCUCCAAACACUGCAGACUGCAGAAAAGGUGACGAUGGGAAAGGUCGCAAAGCAAUGUUCAUUCGUAGCGCAACCGCGCCUUACAAGAACCAUCUACCGCGGAAAGAGAUGCCAACAAGUUUAACUGUGCUGGACAAUGCGGUCAGAGCUAACACUAAAAUUACGGUGAGGACCAAUAAGGCGUCAACUUUACGAAAAGAAAACAGUCUGAGCGAUAGAAGAAAGAUGCAAGACAUGAUCGAGGCGUAUGCAGAUGACGCUUCUGUUGUGAAUUCAAUGUCAUUCACCAAACGAAGAUCAACAUCCUUCGAUAGCAGUCAUGUCGGCCCCAAGCGGGACGAUCUGCACAGAAGCAGUUCAUGGUCGGUCAUUGAUGGCGAUGAAGAAGAAAGCAAGCACAAAAGAGACUCUUCCCCUGCAGGCUACGUGUCUAUUGCUGGACGCAACAAUAUUCCGGUAUUCUCACUGGUGGAUGAGCAGCUGUCACGGUUCCGAGCAAGAGUGGUCCAGGAAUAUCAGCCAGCAGACGACAUGUCGAUUGAUCCGUUCCUCUACAGCGAGCUGCCUGUAGCUACUUCUAAAGAGAAGACGAUCGAAGCUGGCAAUACAGAGCUGUCGAUGGUCGACAUGUCACAAGAGAGAUCGCAUCAUGCCAAUGAAGAACAGCUGCAGCUGAUGCGGUCACAAAAUGAAUAUGCUUUUGAAACUGAAAGAAGGUACUACGACGAUAGCGCUGAGAAAAUGCUGUCCCCUUGUAUAGAAGAGGAAGAACGUAUCGAAGAUCAUUUUGAUAGCGAGUUGGACAAUGAAAGCUAUUACACAGAGAUUCCAAAGUUUGCCAACCAGGAGGUGGAAAACGCGAUGGAGAUCGAUGGAUACAACGAUAGUUCGGACUUGAAAGGUGUAGGCGAAGAGGAAUGCGUCUAUCAUGAAGGUAUCAAGAAAUAUGCUUCACCUGAUAUUUCAGACGGCAAGAAUAGUCCCUGGUACAGUCCACUGCAAGUGCUGUCCUCGGACGACAGAUCUUUUAUGCGAAGAGAUCGUUCACUGGAAAGCAAAUCGACCACCAGCUUUCACAUCGUGUCUAUGGCCAAAAGCAGCCACUCGGACGAAGCCAUCACGAAGUACGGUGGCGUUCUCGACCACGCCUUGUCGCGCCGCCAGUCCGUCUACACAGAGACCGAUGUGGACACGGGGCUGAUAUAUCAUCUGGCCAAGCGCCAGACCACCAGGGCACAGGUGCCCAAUUAUCACGACCUGACCAGUGGGUCCAGGGAGAUCUACACCAUGAGCGGAGACGUGAGCAGGUCCACCAGCUCCAACAGCGCCAUCAGCACCAAGAGUGAACUCAGCGAGAGCCUCUACACGGGCGGCUUUUACAAAGACGAUCCUUUCUAUGCGAAUGACAACAAGGGCAGCGGGGGCAGCAGCUCCGAGGAGUCGUCCACCAAUAUCUACUUUGAAUCUACAGGCAUGUCAAAGCGCGAUCUGAGCGAGAUGGACAUUUAUACAGGCAGCAUUUUUAAUAGCAACCAGAACACAAUGGCAUCGUCGCAAGGUAGCGCCACGGAAACUGCUAAUCAAGAAAACGAUGGGAAAGACAGCAGAAUUAUGACUUCCUCGCGUUCAGGCGUAGUGAGACUGCAGCGCAGCGUCAGAUGCAGACCUCGUGCGGACACCACCUUGUUUAGACACAGCGACUCCACUUGGGGGUAUUUGUCUCAGCCAGUUCUGGUCUGCGGGGAAAGCAACUGCUAUGACGUGUCUAAUAACAGCAAUAACUGGUACGGAAUGCAAGACUGCGAUAAUUCUUGCCCUAACAGCACAAUUAUUACAAAAAGUGCAGAUCCCAUGUACACGGACUAUGAUCCCGGAACGAGACCCGAGUUCCACGUCAGGCGUAUCGAGAAGUCCGGAUCCGUGUUUGAUUUCCUUAAAUACGACAAUGUGGAGGAAACCAACAAAACCUUCUUCGUGCCGCCACGGCGAGAUGACCCUGGUACUGAUAGUAUUUGGUAUAGCGGGCUGCUUCACGACCAAAGUGUUGAGGGUGCGGAAACAAUGGUUACAAGGUCUCACCCUUCAGUAGACAGGUCCCCGUACUCGUGGCAGAACAAUGACGACUACUACACUAGUACAGUUCGUCCCAUCGUUAACAAGACAAAUAACUGCGGCCCCUGUAAAUAUGGUAGCAUUCCAUGUGACUCAAACAACAAUCAUUUUGAAGAUAUUUACACCGGAUCGUAUGGGGCACAGAACGUACCGCCUGCCCCGCAGGAACCGGCUCCACCCAGCCGACCACCCGCUGCGGAAAACUGGUACGUGAAACCGCCGACGGCCACGUACACUUCGUCCACCCUGUACGACCAGGCUUAUGAAUCAUGCUACACGGUGCCAGGCCCGGCUAGGAGAUCCGCCUCGGAUCUCUACGAACCGGUGAAAGAUCCCUACUCGGCGUACUCAGCCCCCAAACCUUUCCGACCAGAGCCGCAGACCGCCUCGGACUCCGGCGUGUACAUGAUGGAUGAUGGAUGGUGGAAGUACGGCCCAAAGGUCUCCAGUCCGCUGGACGAGCAACGGGCGCGAAGACCCGAAAAAACCGCCAGCGGGGAGCCUGAAAGCUACUUCAACUACGCCAGCAAGACCAGUCCAGAGCGCAAUUUUUAUGUGAUUGAUGAUGAUACCUACAGUUUUGAGCCGAAGGUGGAGAGCGAGAUGCCCGAAGCACCUGUCGUUAAAGAGAUCAAGACAGUUGGGGGCAUCGUUUGUCGUGAAAAUGUCGUCAACAAGGACGAUUAUGCUGAGGACAUUAACAGGGAUCUUGAGCCGGGGGCGUGGGUUCCGUUCACAUUUAGGCGGGACGAGGACUCGAAAUAUCCACAGGAGACAGCCGGCGCCCAUGACAAGCCAGAAUUGCAGAGAGCUUCGGAUGGCGGCGGCGCGUUGCAGGGUAUGAAGCAUUCGGACGAUACGUACGCCAACAAUCGUCUGUACGACAACUUUGGCGCCAGGAAAAACUGGCAGAGACCCCAGGGCAAGCAAGAAAAUACUUCUUCCAGGAGCAGAGACUCGUCUCAGCACAGGGCUUUUCAAGCAGGCGACACUGGAAGACAAGAUCAUUCAAAGUCGCUCAACCGAAACUCUUCAGAUAUAAUCCCCGACAAAGCCAGGGGUAAACGAGGCACGUCAAAUAUUUCAAAAACGACAGCAGAGAACAGCUGCGGGACGAAUAAGAGUUCCGGAAGUUCUAAUGUCUUCUCCCGUGUCACCAAGUACUUCACAAAAUGGUUGUAA
This is a messenger RNA of Candidula unifasciata, 5115 nucleotides long. NCBI's taxonomy places the organism in Eukaryota, Metazoa, Mollusca, Gastropoda, Stylommatophora, Geomitridae. The record is from the annotation of a GenBank genome assembly.